Messenger RNA from Racocetra persica, 667 nucleotides. NCBI's taxonomy places the organism in Eukaryota, Fungi, Glomeromycota, Glomeromycetes, Diversisporales, Gigasporaceae. The record is from the annotation of a GenBank genome assembly.
UAUAUUUAUCAUCUGGACGUUUGUCAUCUGGACGUUUGUAAUCUUAGAUAUUAUCCUCAAGGCGGUGGUGAAGUCAUUUUAAAUGUGGACCCUUUAGUCGAACAAGCUUUAAAGCCAUUAAGUAUGAUCAACCGCGGUAACAUAAUUAAUAUUAAAGGGCGCGUGACCAUUGCAAAUUUUCCAGAAGAAGUUGCUACCAAAAUAAUUUCGGGCGUAUCUCAAGUAUUCUCUAAUGAAAGGUUACCGGAGCUUAAAAAUAUUAAGCCAGACAUAGAAAUUAAUAUUGAAAAGAUCGCUUCUGGCAAAGGGCAAUCACCAGUGAAUACAGGAAAGAUAGCUGCUGAAAGACUUUUAAAUAAUAUCAAGCAUGGUGGAUGUGUAGAUGAGUAUCUUCAAGAUCAAUUGAUUAUUUUUAUGGCGAUCGCAGAAGGAAAAUCACAGAUUGUUACUGGUCCAGUUACUCAACAUACUCGUACAGCUAUACAUUUUGCUGAAGUAAUGUCUGGUGCUAAGUUUAAUAUAGAAGAAUAUGACAAACGUCCAGAUGACAAACGUCCAGAUGAUAAACGUCCAGAUGACAAACGUCCAGAUGACAAACGUCCAGAUGAUAAAUGUCCAGAUGACAAACGUCCAGAUGACAAACGUCCAGAUGAUAAAUAUACUGUUG